CGCGCGAGCGCGCGGGCAUGCCGACACCCACUCGGCCGGUCCCGGCGCCCCGGCUCCCGGAAGCGGAAGGGGAGCGCGGCCCGGCCUGGGCGGCGGAGGCACGGGGGCGAGUGGAGAGCUGCGGAGCGGGCGGCGGUACUCACAGGGAACUGUUCUGGAUGGGAGGCCCGUAUGAUGGGAUAAGCACUAUAAAGAAAUAAAUAAAAGGAUGAAUCAAGAAGACACUACUUCUAAAUGCAAGUGCCAGAAAAAUCACAGCUCCUCUUCGUGAACUUGCAAGUGGAUUGUCUUCCUGUGGGUUGGCAGGCAGUUCUAGGACUGCAGAAUGGGGCUUCGGAUUCACUUUGUUGUUGACCCACAUGGUUGGUGCUGCAUGGGUUUGAUUGUCUUUGUCUGGUUAUACAAUAUUGUUUUAAUUCCCAAAAUUGUCCUCUUUCCUCACUAUGAAGAAGGACAUAUUCCAGGCAUUUUGAUAAUAAUAUUCUAUGGCAUUUCCAUAUUUUGUUUGGUUGCCUUAGUGAGGGCCUCCUUAACUGAUCCUGGAAGACUCCCUGAAAACCCCAAGAUCCCACAUGCAGAGCGGGAGCUGUGGGAGCUGUGCAACAAGUGUAAUUUGAUGAGGCCAAAGCGAUCCCAUCACUGCAGCCGCUGUGGCCACUGUGUAAGAAGGAUGGACCACCACUGUCCUUGGAUAAACAACUGUGUAGGUGAAGACAACCACUGGCUCUUUCUGCAGCUGUGUUUCUACACUGAGCUUCUGACUUGCUACGCACUGAUGUUUUCUUUCUGCCACUAUUAUUAUUUUCUUCCACUAAAAAAGCGUAAUUUGGACCUCUUUGUUGUUCGGCAUGAGCUGGCUAUCAUGAGACUAGCUGCCUUUAUGGGCAUUACCAUGUUAGUUGGAAUAACUGGACUCUUCUACACACAACUGAUUGGCAUCAUCACAGAUACAACAUCUAUUGAAAAGAUGUCAAACUGUUGUGAAGAAAUAUCGCGGCCCCGAAAGCCAUGGCAGCAGACCUUCUCAGAAGUUUUUGGCACUCGUUGGAAGAUCCUGUGGUUCAUUCCUUUCAGGCAGAGGCAACCACUGCGAGUACCCUACCACUUUGCCAAUCACGUCUAAACAGAUGGAUGGUGGGCACAGAUGGGUCCUCCAUGCUGGAAAUGCGUUACAGGUUUUAUGAGAAUAGAACUAUGACAGUCUUCAAGUCAAUUAAAAUCCACCCACCAAUCUUAGGCAUCAUAAUGUGCCCCAGGCUUUAUUUUAAUAGUGAUCUUGAUCCUGUUGUGGGACUAAUACAAGAUCUAUAUUUAAGUUUUAAAAGCAUGUUUACUUUCAAAUUAGCCUUUCACAGGGAUUUCUUUAAAUGCUUUUGUUACUAAACUCAAAAGGCAGUGAUUGGGAUGAAAUAAUUGUACAUAAAUUUCCUUCACUACUCACAGUAUUUUAAAUUUUAAUUUAUAAGAAAUUUGAGGUGUUUAAUGUUUACCUUUAAAUAGUACUAACCAAAUUUGAAUUUAAUUCUUCAGGUUUACAAAACUUGAUAUACUUUCUUAGAUGUAAAUUUUCUUUUUUGAAUAUAAGUUAAAAUGCUUUUCACUUCUUCCUUUUCUAUGUGCUGCAGGGUUUUUAAUAUGCAGUGUAGGGUGAGCAACAAAGGGCAGUUAUUGUCUGGGAGCAGCUCCCUGAUGCUUCCUUCUUUCCUGCUCAUCAAAAGCGAGAUACGACACACAGUGUAAUGCACCAACUACUACCUUAUUAUAAAGGAGAAAUUAAUUUUCCCUUCUGCUGCAGUUAUUGAUUGCUGUUAGAAUGUUUGCUCCCAGGAGAAAUUUGUGACCAGUCAGGCAUAUAUUCCUGUUUUACCCUAAGAUUCUAAUGACUGAAAAGGAUAGGAAGUUUGCAAUAAUUCCAGUUACUUCUUCAAGUGCAGUUAUAUCAGAAUGCAGAUGUUUUAAAAUGCUAGUAUAACUGGAUGGUGUGUAAUACACAGUAUAUAAAGGAAUACUGUGUUUUAAAGUAUGUAUAUUUUUACUUAUCUGCCAGUAGAUCUUACUGUACACAUUGAAAGUUUAUAUAUUAUAUGAUUAAUACUGGUCAACUCAUAUCAAAGUUUAAAAGUAGAUCAUUAACUUUAUAUACCAGUAGUCACCCAGGUUGAAAUUGAAUUUUCAUUGCCCCAGUUAUAAUUUGCAUCACUCUAGAGACAUUUUAUUAAUAGCUGAUGUCAGGAAAUUAUCUUCAAAUAGAAUGAUCUAUGCUAGUGAUGGUCCUUGACAAACAUGGAACCUUUUUGUAUGCGAAGAAGUUUUGUAUGGUUUCAGUUUUUUUUUUUAUUUAGAAUACCACAUAUCCACAUGUUUGAAAAGUGUGUGCGCUAGUGACCUUUCCCCUGAAAAUGAUAUUGAACAAAUCUACCAUUCUUGAACCAUAUACAUACUUUUCUUGCAGGUAGUUGUAAAGUAAGGAAUCAUAGCUGGGAAAUACUGAAACAGAGAUUAUUAUUGUUAGCCAGUCAGCUAUACUGUGACUAGUUCUUUCAGAUACUGUAAAUGUCUUAUAAAAUUUCUGAAGUAAUAGAAUAAUCUCUUUUCGGAAAUAUUAAUACCAUAUUUUCAUGUUCUAAUUAUGUUUAUUAUUUAAAAACUUAGAAGUGACAGAUGAAAAUAUUUAUUGGUGCUAAGACAUUUAGUAAGUUUAAUAUAAGAUAUUUAUAAAGGUUAGGAAACAUAAAAUUAGUUUGUUUAUUUUGGGCAAAGGGGUUGGAUUUUGUGCAAGCUGACUGACUAAAUUGGCUGAUGAUAGAUUCUAAAAGGAAGUGGUGUAUAUAUAACGUAGGGAGAUACAAGUUGAUGCCUUCAGCUAUAUGUAUUCUGUUCACAUAAGACCUGGAGCAUUCAUAGCAGAGCCAAUGAAGGCCCAGUAUGGAGCUUUGUAGACUUGCUUAUACUUUUGGAGUAGCAGUAGCUCUGACAUGAGAUAAUGGGGGUGUUCUCUUUCCCGUGCUGGGAAUGUGUGGGUCUGGUUUUCUUAGGUUUAGGCACAAUCUCUUCCCUUUGUCUGUACUUCCCCAGGUCCUGAUACCCUCUGCAGUUUCUUUCAGUUAUUGGACUACAAACCAAUGCACUAGUUUGAACUAUAGAAAUGCUAUUAUUAAUGUAUUUACAUAAUCUAUAUUGCAAUAUAUCUAUAUAUACUUAUGCAGUAUUGUCAAAUGUAUAUGUCUACCCCUACGAGGGGUUUGUACUAGAUU
Arvicola amphibius (Eurasian water vole) is the source of this 3254-nucleotide messenger RNA. RefSeq names its product zinc finger DHHC-type palmitoyltransferase 21 (gene Zdhhc21). Gene Ontology annotation, biological process: peptidyl-L-cysteine S-palmitoylation; protein targeting to membrane. Gene Ontology annotation, molecular function: protein-cysteine S-palmitoyltransferase activity. Lineage: Eukaryota; Metazoa; Chordata; Mammalia; Rodentia; Cricetidae. The transcript has 9 exons. The record is from RefSeq and is a predicted model, not a curated record. Gene Ontology annotation, cellular component: Golgi apparatus; endoplasmic reticulum. Bases 326 to 1123 code for a protein of 265 amino acids.